AUGGCAUCAGUUUAUACUAAUAACAACUCAGAAGAAUCAAUAAAUUAUGAACCUAGAUGGUAUCCGCCGAUUGGAUUUUUUCUGUUUAUUAAAAGAGAGUUAAUGGAAAAAAUUCACUACAUUGAACAAAUAUUUGUGAUUAAAUACUUCACCGCUUACAGCUUCUCUUGUCAGCUAUGCUUCUUCACACUCUGCAGACCGCAUUUGGGCAAUCAGUACGUCGAAGAUCUUCGAAAAUACAAAAUGUUUGUCGAAUCAAUAAGCUCGAUACUUUUGUACUCGAUUCUAGGAUAUUUUGUCUUCAAAGUACGCGAUAUUUGGAGGGGCUCUAGACGCAGGACUGUUGCGAUGACAGCUCGAUCAUUUAUCAACCAUUUGAAGGCGUUUUGCAAAAUUAUUUUAGAAUGGGCUAAAGCUGCUAUUUUAGUUUUAUAUUUGAGGGAGGAAGGAUUGGAGUUUGAGCAGAACCUGCUUUAUUGCCUCGUAACUUUUACCUAUUUUCUAUGCACUGAAAACGUAUUCUUGAAAAUAUUUCCUGAAAUAAUUGAGGCUUUACAAAUAGACAAACUAGACAAUUUGGAGCACCUUUACGUGCCACUGUUCAUGAAUUUUCUUGCGAUAGUGGCAGGUUUCACAAUAGAUUUUUACAGUUUCAUUGUAAAAUCUGCAAGUACAAGCUUUAUUUUACUUAGCCUAUAUUUUAUGGUUUAUUUACGUUUAAAAGAUGUCUACUACAACUAUUGGGAGAUAUUACUGGUUGAAAGAGAAACAUACUCCAGUUGUCAGGUUGCUUCAGAAAAGCAAAUUGAAGAUUGGGACGAUAUAUGCGCAAUAUGCUUGAACAGGAUGUCUAAAGCAAGAAUAACUCCUUGUAAUCAUUUGUUUCAUCCUCAUUGCUUAAAAUUAUGCUUGAGACGGUCGUUUAAUUGUCCUUUAUGUAAAUAUUGUAUUUUGAUUAAGGAAUAA
Molecule: messenger RNA, 966 nt
Organism: Ceutorhynchus assimilis (cabbage seed weevil)
Lineage: Eukaryota; Metazoa; Arthropoda; Insecta; Coleoptera; Curculionidae
Source: the annotation of a GenBank genome assembly